AUUGGUCUCCGAGCACGGCGUGAGUUGUUGUUAGGGUUGAAGGUGAACGGCCAGAAGUAACCCCUCCUCGCAUCACACCACCGUGAUGUUGCUGUCAAAGACGCCGUUGUAGCAUCCACCUAGGUGCACUUGCCAGUAUGAUGUGAUUGGUCAACACAAGAGGACAAGAUGUGUUGGCACAGGGGUUAAAUCAAGAUCAUAUCGAUACAUCUUUGGAUAUUUACUCUUCAGAAUUACUUGCCGAUUUCUUUCUCAAGUCUUUGGGGGCUGCCAGCGUCGAUCAGCCAUGGCAGAGCAGGAGCGUCCUGCUAAGAAGCCUCCUGCUGCAGCUGUGCUCCACUCCCACUUCAUGGUGGGCUCGGUCUCCGAAGAGAACUCUGAGGACGAGAUCCUGGGCAAGCUUGACCCCAUGGCGGCCGAGGAGAAGGAGCGCUCCCUUUCGCCGUCAUCGGUCAGCUCAGACAGCACCUAUGAAAUGGGCUUCGAUGGCGUAGAUGGACCUUCUCAGAACCUGAGGCCAAGCAUGUCAGGACUCCACUUGAUGAAGCAGGGCAGGGACAGGAGACGUAUUGAUCUCCAGAGAGACUUCACCGUGGCCUCACCUGCUGAGUUUGUCACUCGCUUUGGGGGCAACAAAGUCAUUGAAAAGGUCCUUAUCGCCAAUAACGGCAUUGCUGCUGUGAAGUGCAUGCGCUCCAUUCGCCGCUGGGCUUACGAGAUGUUCCGGAAUGAGCGUGCCAUCCGCUUCGUGGUCAUGGUUACGCCAGAGGAUCUGAAGGCCAACGCUGAGUACAUCAAGAUGGCUGACCACUACGUGCCUGUUCCCGGGGGGACAAACAACAACAAUUACGCCAAUGUUGAACUCAUUUUGGACAUUGCCAAACGGAUACCUGUCCAGGCAGUGUGGGCAGGCUGGGGCCAUGCGUCUGAGAACCCCAAACUACCAGAGCUACUGCACAAGAACGGCAUCGCCUUCAUGGGUCCUCCAAGUCAGGCCAUGUGGGCCCUAGGGGAUAAGAUUGCCUCCUCCAUUGUGGCCCAGACUGCAGGCAUACCCACCCUGCCCUGGAGUGGAUCAGGUCUUACUGUUGAGUGGUCUGAGAGUGACCAGAAGAAGAAUAUCAUCAAUGUCCCUCCGGAGUCCUAUGAGCUUGGGUGCAUCCAUGACGUAGAGGCUGGAUUAAAGGCUGCGGAGCAGGUUGGCUACCCCGUCAUGAUCAAGGCAUCAGAGGGAGGUGGAGGAAAGGGUAUCCGCAAGGUCAACUGUGCAGACGACUUUCCCAACCUCUUCAGACAAGUUCAGACGGAGGUGCCAGGCUCGCCCAUUUUCGUCAUGCAGCUGGCGAAGCACGCGCGCCACCUGGAGGUACAGAUCCUGGCUGACCAGUACGGCAACGCCAUCUCCCUGUUUGGCCGUGACUGCUCGGUCCAGCGGCGGCACCAGAAGAUCAUCGAGGAGGCCCCGGCAACCAUCGCUACCUUGGACAUCUUUGAGGAUAUGGAGAGGUGUGCGGUGAAGCUGGCUAAGAUGGUGGGCUAUGUGAGUGCCGGGACUGUAGAGUACCUCUACAGCCAGGACGGAAGCUUCUACUUCCUGGAGCUCAACCCCCGUCUUCAAGUGGAACACCCCUGUACUGAAAUGGUGGCUGACGUCAACCUGCCAGCUGCCCAGCUACAGAUUGCCAUGGGCAUCCCUCUGCACCGCAUGAAGGACAUCCGCAUGAUGUACGGUGUGCAGCCGUGGGGAGACUCACUCAUUGACUUUGAGGGGCUCUUUGCUGCCCCCUCCCCACGAGGACAUGUCAUUGCAGCUCGCAUCACCAGUGAGAACCCAGAUGAGGGCUUUAAGCCCAGCUCGGGCACCGUGCAGGAGCUGAACUUCCGAAGCAACAAGAACGUGUGGGGCUACUUCAGCGUGGCGGCGGCCGGGGGGCUGCACGAGUUCGCCGACUCUCAGUUCGGCCACUGCUUCUCUUGGGGCGAAAAUCGAGAGGAGGCCAUCUCUAACAUGGUGGUGGCUCUGAAGGAGUUGUCCAUCAGAGGAGACUUCAGGACCACAGUGGAGUAUCUCAUCAAGCUGCUUGAGACGGAGAGCUUUCAGCACAACAGCAUCGAUACCGGCUGGCUAGACCGGCUCAUCUCUGAGAAGAUGCAGGCUGAGAGGCCUGACACCAUGCUGGGGAUUGUCAGUGGAGCCCUCCACGUGGCCGAUGUCAACUUUAGGAACAGCGUGUCAUGCUUCCUGCACUCACUGGAAAGGGGUCAGGUGUUGCCUGCCCAUACGCUCUUGAACACGGUGGACGUGGAGCUAAUCUACGAGGGCAUCAAGUACGUGCUGACGGUGACGCGGCAGUCGCCCAACUCCUACGUGGUCAUCAUGAACAGCUCGUCGGCCGAGGUGGACGUGCACAGGCUCAGCGACGGCGGCCUGCUGCUCUCCUACGACGGGUCCAGCUACACCACCUACAUGAAGGAGGAGAUUGACAGGUACCGCAUCACCAUCGGCAACAAGACGUGUGUGUUUGAGAAGGAGAAUGACCCGUCUCUACUGCGCUCGCCCUCGGCCGGCAAACUCAUCCAGUACACUGUGGAGGACGGAGGACAUGUGUUCGCUGGCCAGUGCUAUGCUGAAAUAGAGGUGAUGAAGAUGGUGAUGACGCUGACCGCGGUGGAGUCUGGCUGUAUUCACUAUGUGAAGAGAGCUGGUGCGGUCCUGGAGCCUGGCUGUGUCAUCGCCAAACUGCAGCUGGACGACCCCAGCAGAGUACAGCAGGCGGAGCUGUACACGGGGGCCCUGCCCAUUAUCCAGGCGGUGGCGCUGAGAGGAGAGAAGCUGCACCGCGUCUUCCACAGCACGCUCGACCACCUGAUGCACGUCAUGAACGGCUUCUGCCUGCCCGAACCCUUCUUCGGUGUCAAGCUGAAGGAGUGGGUGGAGCGGCUGAUGAAGACGCUGAGGGACCCCUCGCUGCCCCUGCUGGAGCUGCAGGAUAUCAUGACUAGCGUGUCGGGACGCAUCCCUCCCGCCGUGGAAAAGGCAAUCAAGAAGGAGAUGGCCCAGUAUGCCAGCAACAUCACCUCUGUUCUCUGCCAGUUCCCUAGCCAGCAGAUCGCUAAUAUCCUGGACAGUCAUGCGGCCACUCUGAACAGGAAGUCAGAGCGAGAGGUCUUCUUCAUGAACACCCAGAGCAUUGUGCAACUUGUCCAGAAGUACCGCAGUGGCAUCCGUGGGCACAUGAAGGCUGUAGUGAUGGACCUGCUCAGGCAGUACCUCAAGGUAGAGGUGAUGUUUCAACACGGGCAUUAUGACAAGUGUGUGUUUCAACUCCGUGAGGAAAACAAAGGGGACAUGGCCAACGUGCUGAACUACAUUUUCUCCCAUGCCCAAGUCACCAAGAAAAACUCCCUAGUCACCAUGCUCAUCGACCAGUUGUGUGGGCGGGAUCCCACACUGACGGACGAGCUGAUGGCCAUCCUGACAGAGCUGACCCAACUCAGCAAGACCACAAAUGCCAAGGUGGCCCUGAGAGCGCGCCAGGUGCUCAUUGCCUCUCACCUGCCCUCCUACGAGCUGCGACACAACCAGGUGGAGUCCAUCUUCCUCUCGGCCAUUGACAUGUACGGCCAUCAGUUCUGCAUCGAGAACCUCCAGAAACUGAUCUUGUCAGAGACCUCCAUCUUUGAUGUGCUCCCCAACUUCUUCUACCACACCAAUCAGGUGGUCAGGAUGGCUGCCCUGGAGGUAUAUGUGCGCAGGGCAUACAUUGCCUACGAGCUCAACAGUGUUCAGCAUCGGCAACUGAAGGACAACACCUGUGUUGUGGAGUUCCAGUUUAUGCUUCCCACCUCCCACCCCAACAGAGGGAACAUCCCCACUUUAAACAGAAAGAUGUCCCUUCCGGCAAGUCAGCACACUAAACUGGCUGAGGGCCAUCCCCCUGCUUGCACUGUGGCCCCCGCCAGUAACAGCCCCACUAGCAAACCUCAAGUUAGUGGCUCCACUGAUACUGACCAAAGAAUGUCCUUCUCCUCCAACCUGAAUCACUACGGCAUGGUGCACGUGGGCAGUGUGAGUGACGUGCUGCUGGACACCUCCUUCACCCCACCGUGCCAACGCAUGGGAGCCAUGGUGUCCUUCCAGUCCUUCCAGGAGUUCACCAGGUGGGUGUGUGGGAACAUUAAGGACGUGUUGAGCUGCUUUUCAGACUCCCCACCAUCCAGCCCCACCUUCCCAGAGGGGGGGAACCCAGUGCUGUAUGGAGAGGACGACAACAAGAGUCUCCAAGACGAGCCCAUCCAUAUCCUCAACGUGGCCAUUAAGACGGAUAGUGACAUCGAUGACGACGGACUGGCCGCCAUGUUUCGCGAGUUCACUCAGUCAAAGAAAUCCCUGCUGUUUGAUAACGGCAUUCGCAGACUCACUUUCCUGGUUGCUCAAAAGGAUUUCAGGAAGCAGGUGAACUGCGAAGUCGACCAGCGGUUCCAUAGGGAGUUCCCCAAAUUUUUCACUUUCCGUGCCCGAGACAAGUUUGCGGAGGACCGCAUUUACAGGCACCUCGAGCCGGCCCUGGCCUUCCAGCUGGAGCUGAACCGUAUGCGGAACUUUGCCCUGACAGCCAUCCCCUGCGCCAACCACAAGAUGCACCUCUACCUUGGCGCUGCCCGUGUGGAGGCGGGUGCCGAGGUCACGGACUACCGCUUCUUCGUGCGCGCCAUCAUCCGCCACUCAGACCUGGUUACCAAGGAGGCCUCCUUUGAGUACCUGCACAAUGAGGCGGAGCGGCUGCUGCUGGAGGCCAUGGACGAGCUGGAGGUGGCCUUCAACAACACCACCGUCCGCACUGACUGCAACCACAUCUUCCUCAACUUUGUGCCCACCGUCAUCAUGGACCCCUCAAAGAUCGAGGAGUCUGUGCGUUCUAUGGUGAUGCGCUACGGCAGUCGGCUGUGGAAGCUGCGCGUGCUGCAGGCCGAGCUGAAGAUCAACAUCCGGCUGACGCCCACGGGCAAGCAGAUCCCGAUCCGCCUCUUCCUCACCAACGAGUCCGGAUACUACCUGGACAUCAGCCUGUACAAGGAGGUCACCGACUCCCGCACUGGGCAGAUCAUGUUCCAGGCGUAUGGGGACAAGCAGGGCCCACUGCACGGCAUGCUCAUCAACACGCCCUACGUCACCAAAGACCUGCUGCAGUCCAAGCGCUUCCAGGCCCAGAGCCUGGGCACCACCUACGUCUACGACUUCCCCGAGAUGUUCAGACAGGCUCUGAGGAAGCUGUGGCAGGGCAUGGACGCCUACGCGCGGCUGCCCAAGUGCCCCCUGCCCUCGGAGCUGCUCACCUUCACUGAGCUGGUGCUGGACCCGCAGGGCCAGCUGGUGCAGAUGAACCGCCUGCCUGGAGGAAACGAGAUUGGCAUGGUUGCGUGGCGCAUGACCCUGCGCACACCGGAGUACCCGGCUGGCCGCGAAAUCAUCGUCAUCAGCAACGACAUCACGCACAAGAUCGGCUCGUUCGGGCCGCAGGAGGACGUGCUCUUCCAGCAGGCGUCAGAGAUGGCGCGCGAGUCCGGCAUCCCACGCAUCUACAUCGCCGCCAACAGCGGCGCCCGCAUCGGCCUGGCCGAGGAGAUCCGACACAUGUUCCACGUGGCCUGGCAGGACCUGGCCGACCCCUAUAAGGGCUUUAAGUACCUGUACCUGACACCACAGGACUAUAAAAAGGUGUCCGCUCUGAACUCCGUGCACUGCGAGCAUGUGGAGGAUGAAGGCGAAUCAAGGUACAAAAUCACUGACAUCAUCGGGAAGGAGGAGGGGCUUGGAGUGGAGAACCUGCGCGGUUCUGGAAUGAUCGCCGGCGAAUCGUCUCUCGCCUAUGAGAAAGUCAUCACCAUGAACCUGGUGACGUGUCGGGCCAUUGGGAUAGGCGCUUACCUGGUGCGGCUGGGCCAGAGGACCAUCCAGGUGGAGAACUCCCACAUCAUCCUCACGGGGGCCGGAGCUCUCAACAAGGUGCUGGGUCGGGAGGUGUACACGUCCAACAACCAGCUGGGCGGUGUCCAGAUUAUGCACAACAACGGAGUGACCCACAGCACGGUGUGUGAUGACUUUGAGGGCGUCUACACGCUACUGCACUGGCUCUCGUACAUGCCCAAGUGCACCUCAAGUCCAGUGCCCAUUCUCAGUGCCAAAGACCCCAUUGACCGUCUGGUGGAGUUUGUGCCAACCAAAGCCCCCUACGACCCGCGCUGGAUGCUGGCAGGGAGGCCCAAUCAAAACUCUAAGGGAGCCUGGGUGAGUGGAUUCUUUGACCACGGCUCUUUCUUGGAAAUCAUGCAGCCGUGGGCACAGAGUGUUGUAGUGGGCAGGGCCAGACUCGGUGGAAUACCCACCGGAGUGGUUGCCGUGGAAACCAGAUCGGUGGAGCUGUCCAUCCCUGCAGAUCCGGCUAAUCUGGACUCUGAGGCCAAGAUCAUCCAGCAGGCUGGCCAGGUGUGGUUCCCGGACUCGGCCUUUAAGACGGCGCAAGCCAUAAAAGACCUGAACCGCGAGGGGCUGCCACUCAUGGUGUUUGCCAACUGGCGAGGCUUCUCUGGGGGCAUGAAAGACAUGUAUGACCAGGUGCUGAAGUUCGGCGCCUACAUAGUGGACGGCCUGAGGGAGUACCGGCAGCCGGUGCUGGUCUACAUUCCGCCGCAGGCCGAGCUGAGGGGCGGCUCCUGGGUGGUGAUCGACCCCACCAUCAACCAGCGCCACAUGGAGAUGUACGCCGACAAGGAUAGCCGUGGUGGGGUGCUGGAACCAGAGGGCACAGUGGAGAUCAAGUUCAGGAGGAAGGACCUGGUCAAGACUAUGAGGCGGGUGGACCCUGUCUACAUGGGCCUGGCCGAGAAACUUGGAACCCCCGAGCUGAACGCCGCUGACCGCAAAGAGCUGGAGGGCAAGCUGAAGGAGCGGGAGGAGUUUCUGCUGCCCAUCUACCACCAGGUGGCAGUGCAGUUCGCCGACCUCCACGACACACCUGGACGCAUGCAGGAGAAGGGCGUCAUCACGGACAUUCUAGAAUGGCGGACGUCACGGCAGUUCUUCUACUGGCGUCUGCGGCGGCUGCUGCUGGAGGACACGGUCAAGAGGAAGAUCCAGUCGGCCAAUAGUGAGCUGACAGACGGUCAGAUUCAGGCCAUGCUCCGACGCUGGUUUGUGGAGGCAGAGGGGGCCGUCAAGGCUUAUUUGUGGGACAGCAACGAGGAGGUGGUGGACUGGCUAGAGAAGCAGCUGGCAGAGGAGGAAGGCGCGCGCUCCGUCAUCGACGAGAACAUCAAGUACAUCCGCAGGGACCACAUCCUCAAACAGAUCCGCAGCCUGGUGCAAGCUAACCCAGAGGUUGCCAUGGACUCCAUCGUCCACAUGACUCAACACAUCUCCCCGACGCAGCGCGCAGAAGUGGUGCGCAUCCUCUCCACCAUGGAGGCCCCGGGGCCAUCGUCGUAGGGGAGCUCCCAGCCUCCAUUGGCCCCUCCUGCACUGAAUGGGGGAUGCUGGGAAACCGGGGCCAGAGGAGCCGACACGUCACUCUUAGGGACACUUGGGCAGUUACUGACCGCACUGUUGGCUAUGAUUCUAAGAGAGUGGCUGGAGAUGGAAUAUUGAUUCCAUGAUGAAAAUGAUGGUUCUGGGAUUCAGAACGGUGUUUGCAAAUACACACUGUAGUCUUAAAGUUGUUUGGCGCUCUCUCCAGUGCACCUUUAUGAUAGAUGGUAUACUGCAGAUUUAGUCAGAGUGAAUUUAAAAACCUGGUAGUCCAGAAUAGCGUUUGACAAUUCCUACUUAGCAAAUUGUAAUUAACAAAGGCGUCACCUUACAUCACGAGUCAAUAGCUGAGACUCAGCCACAAUUUCACCUUCCCGCCCUCUAAGAACAAAAGAUGCAUCGGGUGGGUGGGGGUGGGGAAGAGCGGGAAAGUGCUAUCAAGGGAACGUUUUUUUUAUUUUUAUUUAUUUUUUUUCAUUUAUUUUUAUUUGUUCUUCACACGAGAGUGUGUGUGAAGUCAUUGAACACGACCGCAGCGGCUGGAAGAUGAAUAAAAAGGGGGAAAACGUGCGGUUGCAGGAGAGCUGGGGGAUAGAGAUUAGCACACCUUGGGAAAGAGCACUUCAUUAAUGAUCAAACAGUGAGAGCGUGUACAGGCAUGGUGAUCAGCCCCAUCCGACACACACACACACACACACACAGAGGCAAGUCCAGAGGGGCCCCCUAUUCAAGCCACACUGUUUAACACUGACCCUUCUUUUUUUUUUUUUUCUCUCUCUCUCUCUCUCUCAUAUAUGCACACAAAAUCCCACCAGUGAUGGAAGCAUAUGCACAUUACCUUGCAAUGCAUUCUGACAAUAUGCAUUGAAACAUUUAGUCACUGGUUUUGUUGCCAUACUUGAAUCUCUAUCCUCCCAGCGUUUGGUGACUAAAAAGGAGUUCUGUUGCUUAUUUCAACCAAAACAAAUGUUACCAUGUGUAGUCAUUUACCCUUACAAAAAUGUUUUUUUUUUUUUUUUUUUUUAAACCACACACAUUAAGCACUGUAAAACUAAUUUAUUUAACAGCAGCAAUGGUAAGUGUAGAUAAUGUACACUGUAAUUACAUGUGCAACACAAAAGGUGGGAUGUCCUGCUUUUGUCAUUAUAACUGCUAUUUGCACUCAUCUCAUUGUACUGAAUACAAAAGAAAAUCAUAUAACCAAUAAUGAAAUGUUACUGCUUUAGAGGAGAGGAACGCUUAACUAAUGAGGUCCAGAAGAGAGUCCUGGUGCUGAUUGGAGGUAGACAAGUUUGAUGAUCCUCGGCAAUUCAGUUGAUUGACCUCGUAGUGCCGGCAGGGCUGCAGCCAAUGUCGUGUAGUGUCAGGGUGGCGUGAUGGUAGCCACUCCUGCCAGAUAGCCUCAUCGCAUUGAAGUUGGCCAUGCCCGACCUCGCGUCUACUUGAUCCUAGGACAGGUCAGCUGUUAUCCCUCACGUCCACUAGGGCCUGGAUGAGUUCUCUAUAGUAAACUGCUGUAAAAGCCUGUCUGUCAGAUGCACAACGUGAUCAUGUUACUGAAGAGAUGCAGUGGUCGUCUGCAGUAUGUGUCAAAUGGUACGUGUACAUGUUUACUGUGGCGAUCUCUGUGGUUGCCUCUGUAACUUUUAAUAAAAUCAUACAUAUA
Molecule: messenger RNA, 9191 nt
Organism: Alosa alosa (allis shad)
Lineage: Eukaryota; Metazoa; Chordata; Actinopteri; Clupeiformes; Clupeidae
Gene: acaca
Product: acetyl-CoA carboxylase alpha
Exons: 55
Coding region: 287-7486 (2399 amino acids)
Biological process (GO): fatty acid biosynthetic process
Molecular function (GO): metal ion binding; ATP binding; acetyl-CoA carboxylase activity
Source: RefSeq, a predicted model, not a curated record